AUGCAAUCAAACAAAGAUCACAGCUCAAACAUUGUGACAGCAGACGACCAUCGAAACAUCAGCACCCCAGAUGAAACUACUCCACUGACUCAAAGCGGCAGAGAAUUGAGUUCACCAUACAAAUACUGCCGAUAUUUCUCCCCUCGGUGUUUCGGUUUAAUAGGCUACUUUCUCUUGCUCCUAGUUGAAGUGGUUACGUUUAUUUUACGCAUUAGUUACUUUUGGCUCACGGUGAUUCCACUGUAUUCUUGGAAAGUGAAAUGUGCAAAGGACUUGACUCAUGGUGGGCAAGCAUCAAACGAAACAUCUCCAGACUUCUACUUGUCUUUACCGAUGACGAAGCUAUUCAACCAAAGCUCAAGAGAAAUGUUUCAUGCAUUUGAUAUCGCUUUUAAAUCUAUAGAAAACAUUAAACUGCUGUAUUUUUCUGUCAGUCAUUGUGGGAACACUACGGUUUGUUAA
Molecule: messenger RNA, 462 nt
Organism: Pocillopora meandrina
Lineage: Eukaryota; Metazoa; Cnidaria; Anthozoa; Scleractinia; Pocilloporidae
Source: the annotation of a GenBank genome assembly